Messenger RNA from Xiphophorus maculatus (southern platyfish), 1733 nucleotides. RefSeq names its product beta-soluble NSF attachment protein (gene napba). The record is from RefSeq and is a predicted model, not a curated record. The coding region runs from base 119 to 1006 and encodes 295 amino acids. NCBI's taxonomy places the organism in Eukaryota, Metazoa, Chordata, Actinopteri, Cyprinodontiformes, Poeciliidae. Gene Ontology annotation, cellular component: synaptobrevin 2-SNAP-25-syntaxin-1a complex; vacuolar membrane; terminal bouton. Gene Ontology annotation, molecular function: syntaxin binding; soluble NSF attachment protein activity. The transcript is spliced from 10 exons. Gene Ontology annotation, biological process: regulation of synaptic vesicle priming; intracellular protein transport; SNARE complex disassembly.
UAAGCUCUGUGUCUCUUCCCGCUGAAGAAGAGCGCCAGCCUCCUUCAGCAUCAGCAUCAGUAGACACGUCUUCUCUCCCCGCUGCGGAAUAUCGGCCCGCUUUCAGACCCACCGAGCCAUGGACAACUCCGGCAAAGAGAAGGAGGCCAUGCAGCUGAUGGCCGAGGCCGACAAGAAGGUCAAAGCGUCGGGCUCGUUCCUGGGAGGGAUGUUCGGGGGGAACCAUAAGGUGGAGGACGCCUGCGAAAUGUACGCGAGAGCAGCCAACAUGUUUAAGAUGGCAAAGAACUGGAGUGCUGCAGGGAACGCAUUCUGCCAGGCUGCCCGGCUCCACAUGCAGCUUCAGAACAAACUGGACUCCGCCACGAGCUUCGUUGAUGCCGGCAACGCCUACAAGAAGGCCGACCCGCAGGAGGCCAUCAACUGUCUAAACCAGGCCAUUGACAUCUACACUGACAUGGGCCGGUUUACCAUCGCAGCCAAACAUCAUAUCACCAUAGCAGAGGUUUAUGAAUCUGAGCUGGUGGAUAUUGAAAAGGCCAUUGCUCACUAUGAGCAGGCAGCAGAUUAUUACAAGGGAGAGGAGUCAAACAGCUCAGCUAACAAAUGUCUUCUGAAGGUCGGACACUACAGCGCUCAACUGGAACAGUAUCAGAAAGCCAUCGAAAUCUACGAACAGGUUGCUAUGAGCACUAUGGACAAUCCUCUGCUGAAGUACAAUGCCAAAGAGUAUUUCUUCAAAGCGUCAUUAUGUCACUUCAUAGUGGAUGAGCUUAAUGCUAAGUUGGCCAUAGAGAAGUAUGAAGAGAUGUUUCCAGCUUUCUCAGACUCAAGAGAGCUCAAACUGCUAAAGAAACUCCUUGAGGCCCACGAGGAACAGAACAGCGAGGCGUUCACAGAGGCUGUGAAGGAGUUUGACUCCGUGUCCCGUCUGGACCAGUGGCUGACCACAAUGCUGCUCCGCAUCAAAAAGACCAUCCAGGGAGAUGCUGGAGACUUAAAGUAGAGAAACAUCAGAGAAGGGGAGAGAGAAAAAAACCAGGAUGGUGGAGAAAAGUGGCAGAAAAGUGAAUGGGGUUGAGGGAGGGAGGGAUGGUGGCAUUGAGAGAGUUUACAAAUGUACAUAUCAGUCUGCAUGUGACCCCAGUCAAAUUAGCACCUCCUUUAAAUCCCAUUAAAGCACCCUGUGUCCCCCGUCCCACAGUAUUGCUCCGUAACACUGGACAGAAUUUCACUAAAAGAAACAAAGUGGGAAGAUAAUGUGUGUGUGCAGCAGAGAAAAUGUGUGUGUGUGUUCACUCCAGUAGGAUCAAAUCUACUUUUUGAUGAAGUGUGCAUAUAUAUAUGAUACUGAAAAAUAUAGAAAUGCUAUUUAAGAAAUUGUUCAUAUUUAUUGUCAAUACUGAAGAUAUUGUUUGUUAUUGUGCUCAGUGUUAAAAUCUGUCUAAAUAUUUUAGGUAUCAGCCCUCUGUAAUCUCCUCUUCUGUUUUCCUUCUGGCUUCACGCCACAUCUGCGUUAGUAAAAUCCCACCCUGUGAUUGGUCGACUCUUGUGAGGGCGGAGCAAUUAGUUAACAGCUAGUUUCUGUUGCUGCCUUCUUUGUGCAUGUCUGCGUUGACCUAAAUGUUCUGUGUUGUGCUAUCAUGUAAAAACCUGUGUAGCCUGAUACAUUUAUGUGAAAUCAGUAAAUAUGUACCUCAGAUAUUGAGCUGAAAUAAAACAUCAUCACUCUA